GACCUUAAGAUGAUGAACAAAAUCGACCGGCUAUCCGAAUUACCCGACCCUAUUCUAGACCACAUUCUAUCCUUCAUUCCCACGAAACAAAUACUUCAACUUAGUAUUUUGUCCAAGAGAUGGCAAAACGUGUGGACUUUGCUCCCCAUUCCAGAAUUUGAGCAACAUCUCUUUACUAAUAAUUUGCGCAAGGUUCCACCCAACGAGAAACAAGAGGAAUUCCAGAGAAAGAAACAAGAGUUCAAAAAUUUUGUGGAGAGAUAUUUACUAGGCCAUUAUAGGCAAAGACUAAGUAUAAACAAGUUUAGGCUUCACAUGAUGUUGGAUGAUGAAUCAGAUUGUGCUCUUCUGAAUCGUUGGAUUGACUAUGCAAUUGAUUGCAAUCUAAAAGAGUUUAUUCUUCACGUAUGGAUAGAUCAAAAGAGCUAUGAGUUGCCUACGAAGGAGUAUGAGUUGCCUGAGAGGGUUUUCGUAGCAAAGUCCAUAACUGAGCUGAAAUUGUGCAGGUGCAAGUUGAAGUCUUUUUACAGUGAUAUUAACUUACCCUCUUUGAAAAAGUUGGUUUUGGGAAUAAAUGUGGAGGACCAAAUUGUCCAAGAUCUAAUUGCUGGUUGUCGUGAUAUAGAAGAGAUGACAUUUGAAUGUUGUUAUGGGUUGAAAAGUCUACAGGUGUCAGGUCUUCCUAAACUCAAAGCCAUUGAGCUAGUAGAAAAUCAAGAACUUGAGAUUGUAGAGAUAGAAGCAUCGAAUCUUGAAUCUUUAGUUUUCAAGCUUAGGAGACCAUGCCAAAUCAACCUAGGCCGGUGCGAAAAUCUAAAGAAGUUAUUAUUAUAUUCAUGCAGCAUUACUGACAAAUGGUUGCAUGACGUUCUUUCUAAGCAUCCACUCAUUGACUGCUUGGACCUACGACGUUGUAGUAUGUUGAAAAGGAUUAAAAUUGCAAGUCAUCGCAUGAGAAGUUUGGCUUUUAUUAGUUGCUCCGAGUUGGUUGAAAUUGAUAUUGUUACUCCUAAUUUACAUAGACUCGAGUAUGAUGGUUAUUUUAUAUCCUUCUCUUCGAAUACUUCGAGUCUAUCAGAAGUUAGUAUCAGAUUUACGGACGAGGAUGUUUCGGAUGUUGAGAAGAUUGAAUUCCUUGCAAAUUUGAGUCAUCCGAAAUUAUUAAAUUGGGAAACUUUCAAUAUCGAGAGUGUGAUUAUUGCAAAGGAAUUGAGAGAAAACCUACCGUCCCCAUUAUAUAAUGUUAAGCAAUUGAAGCUGGAAGCAUAUUCUUCAUCUACAAGACAAAUCCACGAACUUGUGGAUGCCUUGUUGUGGAUUUGUCCUCUUCUACAGAUUCUCUUUAUAGAAUGGCGGUACGGGAAGACAAUUGACAAUAUAUCAUUCAAGUUCUCAUACGGAAAUCUUGUUGACAAAUUGAAAGAUCCCAGUUGUUGCAAACUUAUUCUAAUUCUUUGUUGGCGUCAUUGCCUAAAGGCUAUCAAGAUUGAAAAUUUAAGAGGGUCUAUAGAAGAAGAUACUCUAAAGAAGUAUUUUUCCGAUAAUGCAGAAAUAUUAGAGAGCUUCCAUUAUUUAAAAGGAUCUGCAUUGCCUGAAGUUUGA
This is a messenger RNA of Alnus glutinosa, 1602 nucleotides long. Its product is annotated as F-box/LRR-repeat protein 13-like. Gene Ontology annotation, molecular function: protein binding. The coding region runs from base 10 to 1602 and encodes 530 amino acids. Lineage: Eukaryota; Viridiplantae; Streptophyta; Magnoliopsida; Fagales; Betulaceae. The record is from RefSeq and is a predicted model, not a curated record. The transcript is spliced from 3 exons.